AUGAUAGCUUAUUCGGAAGAGCUCCUCGAGCUGAGUCGAGUGACACCAAAAUUAUCGCGAUCUAGCAAGAGUGGGCAGAAUUACUUUCGCUUGUUUAAGCUCCUUACCUAUUGUUUAAAUAGAGGUUAUUGUUGCUGGUGUGCUAACCCCCGUGGCCGCACUAAAAGUUAUUCGACCAUAAAUUUAAUUGCUCGUAACUUUGUUAAGAAUCAUCGAAUCGACCAAAUUUUGAUGUCAUUCGACUCAGCUCGAGGAGCUCUUUCGUAUGAUUUAUCAUUUCCAUGAAUUUUUUACCAAAGAGUGAGCUUAAUCUCCCUUCUCUUUUCCAAUUUUCACAAGUCCGAAACUCGAUCCCGGACACAAACUCGAUCUCGAAUGAUACCUCAUUCUACCAAAUCAGUCAAGAAGUCACAAAAGCCAUUUUAUUUUUCAAUUUUCAUUUAUUU
Meloidogyne enterolobii is the source of this 446-nucleotide messenger RNA. The record is from the annotation of a GenBank genome assembly. Lineage: Eukaryota; Metazoa; Nematoda; Chromadorea; Rhabditida; Meloidogynidae.